Messenger RNA from Priceomyces carsonii, 1311 nucleotides. It is a transcript of the gene ERF1, whose product is annotated as translation termination factor eRF1. NCBI's taxonomy places the organism in Eukaryota, Fungi, Ascomycota, Pichiomycetes, Serinales, Debaryomycetaceae. Gene Ontology annotation, cellular component: cytosol; translation release factor complex. Gene Ontology annotation, biological process: cytoplasmic translational termination. The transcript has a single exon. Bases 1 to 1311 code for a protein of 436 amino acids. Gene Ontology annotation, molecular function: translation release factor activity, codon specific; sequence-specific mRNA binding. The record is from RefSeq and is a predicted model, not a curated record.
AUGUCCCAAGAAACAGAUGUUGCGAAGAAUAUUGAAAUCUGGAAGGUAAAAAAGUUGAUUAAAUCUCUCGAGGCUGCGAGAGGUAAUGGAACUUCGAUGAUAUCAUUGAUCAUCCCACCGAAAGGACAGAUUUCGCUUACACAAAAAAUGUUAACAGAAGAAUAUGGUACAGCAUCCAAUAUUAAGUCUCGUGUUAACAGGUUAUCUGUCUUAUCUGCAAUCACUUCGACUCAACAGAAAUUAAAGUUAUACAACUCAGUCCCGAGAAAUGGUUUAGUCGUCUAUUGUGGUGACGUGAUAACUGAUGAAGGUAAAGAAAAGAAGCUUAAUAUUGACUUUGAACCAUUUAAACCUAUCAACACGUCCUUAUAUCUUUGUGAUAAUAAAUUUCAUGUAGAGGCUUUAUCAGAGCUACUUCAAGAUGACGAUAGAUUCGGUUUCAUAGUUAUGGAUGGUCAUGGAGCGUUGUUUGGUGCAGUAUGUGGAAACAAUAGAGAGGUAUUACAAAAGUUCACAGUUGAUUUACCAAAGAAGCACGGAAGAGGUGGACAGUCCGCUGUUCGUUUCUCGCGUUUGAGGGAAGAGAAGAGACACAAUUAUGUUAGAAAGGUGGCCGAAGUAGCAGUACAAAACUUCAUUACUGCAGAUAAAGUUAACGUUAAGGGUUUAAUUUUGGCUGGUUCCGCCGAUUUUAAAACAGAAUUAUCAAAGUCUGAUCUCUUUGAUGGAAGAUUGCAAGCUAAAGUAAUCAAAAUUGUAGAUAUAUCUUACGGUGGAGAAAACGGAUUUAAUCAGGCCAUUGAAUUGUCUGCUGAAACUUUAUCCAAUGUCAAAUUUGUUCAAGAGAAAAAAUUGUUAAAUCAGUAUUUUGAAGAAAUUUCUCUUGAUUCUGGUAAAUUCUGUUACGGAAUUGAGGAUACUUUAAAAGCUUUAGAUUUAGGGGCUUGUGAGACUAUCAUUGUUUACGAAAACUUGAAUACUGUGCGUUACACAUUGAAGGAUUCCGAUGGAGAAGAAGUCAUCACUCAUGCAAAUCCUGAGUUGUCGGAUAAAACCUGGCAGUUAGAUAAAAAGACAGGUGUAGAAAUGGAAAUUGUUAAGGAAGAAUCGUUUUUGGAAUGGCUUGCCGAGAACUAUAAAAGUUUUGGUGCAAAUUUGGAAUUUGUCACUGAUAGGUCAUCAGAAGGUGCGCAGUUUGUCCAAGGUUUUGGUGGUGUGGGUGCUUUGUUAAGAUAUAAAGUCAACUUCGAACAGUUGACGGAUGAAUCUGAUGAUGAGUACUAUGAUGACGAUGACGACGAUUUCAUUUAA